Molecule: messenger RNA, 2149 nt
Organism: Glycine soja
Lineage: Eukaryota; Viridiplantae; Streptophyta; Magnoliopsida; Fabales; Fabaceae
Product: sodium transporter HKT1-like
Exons: 3
Coding region: 25-1749 (574 amino acids)
Biological process (GO): transmembrane transport; monoatomic cation transport
Cellular component (GO): plasma membrane
Molecular function (GO): sodium ion transmembrane transporter activity
Source: RefSeq, a predicted model, not a curated record
GUACUCGUUCAAUUAAAAACAAUAAUGAAGAAUUUUACCUACUUGAGCCAAAAACAACAUCGUUUUUGUAGUUUUUUCCCACACAGCCUUGGAUUCUUUGUCCAUUUUCUAGCCUUCCAUGUCCACCCCUUCUUCGUUCAACUUUGUUAUUUCGUGAUCCUUUCUCUGCUUGGUUACCUAGGUCUCAAGGUCUCAAAGCCUAGAACCCCCGUUAGACCAAACGACUUGGACCUCUUUUACACUUCUGUUUCUGCUUCCACAGUUUCAAGCAUGGUAGCUGUUGAAAUGGAGGUUUUCUCCAAUUCUCAACUAAUUCUCCUCACCCUUCUCAUGUUUGUUGGUGGCGAAGUUUUCACUUCCGUGCUCGACCUUAUAUUUGCUAGGUAUAAAUUCACCCAAAGUGUCCAAAAUAAAGUUCCCACCCAUCAUUCAUAUCAGACUCAAUCAGAAUUUUCUCCAGUGGAACAUAUAUGUGGUUUAGACAAAAAUAACGAUAACACCAAUCCUUUUUCACCCACAAAGAAGCCCCCAAUUAAUGCCAAUCAAAUUGAACUUGGUUUAGUUUCUAUUCAUCACUCAGAAUCAGAAAACCACAAACCAAGUGAUAGUAAACUUCCUGAUACAUAUCUUCAAUUCCUACAGAUAAAAAAAACUAAAAGUAAUAUUAACGUUCCAAAGGGCACGGUAGAGUCCUUUAACGACAGUGAUAGACUUAAGUAUAACUGUCUUAGUUUCCUGACUUUUGUAGUUUUAGGUUACCUUGUUGUGGUUCAAUUUGUUGGCUUUAGUUUUGUGUCUUUGUACAUAACUUUGGUACCAAGUGCAAGACAAGUACUGAAAAACAAAGGCAUAAAGAUUGCAACGUUUUCCUUGUUUACCAUAGUUUCCACGUUUGCUAGUUGUGGUUUCAUCCCCACCAACGAGAACAUGAUGGUUUUCAAGAAGAAUUCAGGGCUUCUUCUCCUGGUCCUCCCACACAUCCUUCUAGGUAACACCCUUUACCCACCGUGCUUGAGGCUUGUAAUAAUGGCUCUGAAAAGGGUCACCAGAAGAGAGGAAUACUCGCACUUGCUGAAGAAUUUCAAAGACGUGGGGUAUGAUCACAUGCUUUCUGCUCUUCAUUGUUGCCUCCUGGUUGCAACUGUGUUGGGUUUCAAUCUUGUUCAGUUUGUGAUGUUUUGCUCUGUGGAGUGGAACACCAAAAUCAUGGAGGGUUUGAAUGUGUAUGAGAAAGUGGUGGCGUCGUUGUUUCAAGUCACAAACGCGAGACACUCUGGUGAAUCUGUCUUUGAUCUCUCCUCCAUAUCUUCAGCCAUAUUGGUACUCUUCGUUGUCAUGAUGUACCUCCCACCAUACACAACAUUUUUACCAGUAAGAGAGCACGAAAAUGAUGUGAAGAGAAACGAAAAAAGCGUAGUGGAGUGUCUUGUAUUCUCUCAACUCUCUUACUUGGUCAUUUUCAUUAUUUUGAUUUGCAUCACUGAGAGCAACAGCUUAAAAGAGGAUCCCCUCAACUUUAAUGUGUUGAACAUCACCCUAGAAGUCAUCAGUGCUUAUGGGAACGUAGGGUUGUCAAUGGGAUACAGCUGUGCUAGGCAAUUGAAACCUGAUGCGACGUGCAAAGAUUCAUGGGUUGGAUUCUCCGGAAGGUGGAGUAGCAAAGGCAAGUUCAUCCUUAUCUUGGUCAUGUUCUUUGGGAGACUCAAGAAAUUUAACAUGAAAGGUGGCAAAGCCUGGAACCUCUCCUAGCACGGUGAUAUAUAUGAACACUACUCUCUAGCUUGCUAACUUUGUUCUCAAUUCCUGCACUGCAUGUGUAUGAGUGUAUUAAGAUAGAUUCAGAUGGGAAAUUAUUAUAUAGUCUGUGUCACUAUAGUUCAACCAGUCUUAAUAUUCCAACUAUGUUAUUAUAUAAUAAUAGGUUGUAAUUAUGGAUAUGUAGUGGUCCGAGACCAUAAAAUAAUUUUUGCUAAAAGAUAGUGAUCGAGAUUCUACUUUCAGAAAUAACACCAAUGUACAAAUUAGUCAAAUGUAGAAGCAUCUCGAUCUGGAUAUGGAGUCUUAUAUCCUUUUCUUUUCUCCACUUGUGUCCUCUUGUCAUACUUAUAUUUAUAUAUACUAAGUUAAUUAGUGAAAAACAUUUUGUAUA